UCAUCUUUUUCCUUUUUUAAUUAUUAUUUUUAACCGCUGCCUUCCUGGAGACCACUUAGGUGGAAACUUCCUCUGAAGAUCCGAAGCUGCGCCAGAGCAACUCCAGAUUGAAUUGGGUUUACACGGAGAUUUAUUCCAAAGACCAUGAGAUAAUUAUCACCAGCUAAGCAACAAGACAACCAGGGUUUAUUACUGCAGUUCUGGAAUGUUACAUCCUGUUGGCUGGCCCGUCUGUAAUUGUUCUGGACACAUGUUGAAGUAGCAGAAAAGGAGAUUUGCAACUGGAAUCCAGGUGGAAAGCUACAACAGUUGGAACACCAGAGAACAACUGGUGAAGAAGGAAAUCCGUGAAGUCAUGGAUAAGGACAGCAUGAGCCUAGCUGACCAGCAGUAUGAAUGUGUAGCGGAAAUUGGUGAAGGAGCUUAUGGGAAAGUAUUCAAGGCUCGGGACUUGAAGAAUGGAGGGCGCUUUGUAGCCCUGAAGAGGGUGCGGGUGCAGACCAGCGAGGAAGGGAUGCCGCUUUCCACUAUACGCGAGGUGGCAGUCUUGAAGCAUCUGGAAACAUUUGAGCAUCCCAACGUGGUCAGGUUAUUUGAUGUAUGCACGGUAUCCCGAACUGAACGAGAAACGAAAUUAACACUGGUGUUUGAACAUGUUGAUCAAGACUUGACCACUUACUUGAAUAAAGUUCCAGAGCCUGGUGUUCCUAGCGAAACUAUAAAGGAUAUGAUGUUUCAGCUGCUACGAGGCCUUGAUUUUCUGCAUUCACAUAGAGUGGUCCACCGUGAUUUGAAGCCCCAAAACAUUCUAGUCACCAGCAAUGGACAAAUAAAAUUAGCUGACUUCGGCCUUGCGCGGAUCUACAGUUUUCAGAUGGCUCUUACUUCUGUGGUUGUUACUCUGUGGUACAGAGCUCCUGAAGUUCUGCUUCAAUCCAGUUACGCAACACCAGUUGAUCUUUGGAGUGUCGGUUGUAUAUUUGCAGAAAUGUUCCGUCGCAAGGCACUUUUUCGUGGAAACUCUGAUGUUGAUCAGCUAGGAAAAAUCUUUGAAGUAAUUGGGCUUCCUGAAGAAGAAGAUUGGCCUAAUGAUGUUGCCCUCCCAAGGAAUGCUUUUGCUUCUCAAUCCCCGCAGCCCAUUGAACUUUUGGUAACAGAUAUUGAUGAACUGGGCAAAGACUUGCUACUUAAAUGUCUGACAUUCAAUCCCAUGAAGAGAAUAUCAGCUUAUGAUGCCUUAUCUCAUCCUUAUUUUCAUGAUUUGGAGAAGUGCAAAGAGAAUACAGAUUCUGAUGUGUCUUCCAGUCAAAACUCCACAGAGAUGAAUUCAUUGUUUGGCAUAGAAUUAGCUCAGGGAACACAUGCAGAAGAACCUCUCUUGCCUCCAGUUCAGCUCCUUGGCUCUGAUCCAAAGGACUUGCUCUAGAACUCACAUGGGCUUGCAGUUUCCAGCAGGACUGUUAACUUAUUUCUGAGCACAGUUUCUUGGGCUGCGGCAGAAGCCCCUCUGAGGAGUUUUAGAUGGAAGUGACUCAAAACCUUGCUGCGCAUUUGGAGCCCACCAUAUAUAGCUCUUUGGAUUGGACUAAAGAGCGGUAGAUCAGAUGCUGAGGAAAAGUCUUCUGGAAAAGUCUUCUUGCAGCAUGAUAGGAGUUUUUCAUGUAUUGUGUGUGUAUUGCAGCCUGCACCAGCUACGCUAUUCACCAGCAUACCGUAAAAAUGUGUGUCUUGUCUAUGAGAAUUGUUUCAGUGUAAGAAACAAGCUAGUUUCAUUCCUAAUAUGGUCGUGAGGACAUUAAAUGUACCGCUGUAUUUAACAUUAUUCUGCUUUCUUGAUUUGGCCUAAAUAUACUUAAGUAGCCAAAAUAUGCAAUUCAAAGCUUGCAGUCUAAGAUAACUUGUAAUGAGUUCUAGAAUCUUCUACUCUAUUGCAGGAUAUUACCUGGAAGUUUAUCUUUAGCAUACAGUACUUUAUUUUAGUCCCUUGGACAGCCACAUGUCACAAACUGGUUCUGCUUGCUAUCAGCCAUUUUCACAUGACUAUUCCUCUUGCUAAAAGGUGUUAUCUGAUCACGUAUGUAUUGUGCUAAUUUCCCCUAUUUAUAAUAAAAUAUGCAUAUGUUAUUCACAUGUACAAAGGACAGAUUUAUUGGCUGCUAGAAAUUACGAUUACUUUAAAAUGUAGAAUAAUCCAGAAAGAUACCACCUCAGAUAUCCUUGCAGCUAACAGCAACUUCUUUAAGGCUUAUAGAUUUUAUUAGAUAGCAUAUAAAUUCAUCAAGUAAUGUAAUCAAAUACAAAAGGCACAUUGUGUUUGAAAAAGUUAAGCAUAUUUACAGUGUUUCUCUGAAAGCUUUUAGCUAGUGUUCCUCUUUUGAUGAGACGAGAUGAGAUUUGCUAGCAUGGGUUGUAGUUUAAAAAUUCUACCUUACAUGGAUAAAUUAACCUCACAUAUUUUAUUAAAUCAUCAUAAACUAGCUUUUAUUCAUAGUAUUUCACUUGCUUAAUGCACAUGGAUGUAAUUUUAGUUGCAGAAUACAUGGGAAGUGACAAACAGUAAGAGUCAGGGUUACAGAAGACAGUGGAUUUUGGUCUGGAGGAAUUCCAGGUAUACUUAAGGAGAUCUAAGCACAUCCUUAAAUUUAAGCAUCCACCUGGCUAUAAAGCAACAGGAAAUAGCAUGUAGGUGAGAGAACUGCAGGUAGAUAAGAGAAUGGAUAUGUGCUAUCACCCUUCUGUUCUCAGCAUAGAAACCAAGCAGGCUUCAGAAAUCAUCUCCUCCUCUGCCAUGCAUAGAAGAGCAGUAGCUGCUGGAAGCUCACAGUUGCUUAAAUCUCCUCUGCCAGCUUGCCAAAGCUAAUAAACUUCUUUUUUGCAGGUUAGUAACUUCUAGAACCUUCUUUAGAAGGUUGUUUUGAUACAUAAUUAGCAGCUUGCAUCCAACAACUUACUUUGCAUUCUUCUCUGUAUAUUCAGCAUGUCCUGUUCAUAAUAUUGUUGAUUAAAUUGUCAAAAAUUAGUAUAACCAGUCAGUUGUAUAUUUAGCAAAGGAACAGUUUCAAUAUAAAUUCUGAAAGGAUCUUGCCAGAUUAUUUUAUUGUCUUUUCAAACUGUGCAGCCUGAUUGUUUGCUUCUUUUAAUAUUUAUCUAGUGAUUUCAAAUUCUAGUGGAAUUUUAGUGCAUAAGAAUUAGAAUUACAAAUUUCUAGCAGCGUGUCCACAGUUCUGCUGCCUGCUUCCAUUUUGAUGAACUUGCUCUGAAUUGAAGUUAUUCCAAUAGUUGCAGAUAACAGAAUUGAUAAAAACAGAUGUCUUUGCCUUUAGUCCACAGACAUUUGAACUUUUGUUUAGAACUGGCCAUUCACUGUUUUUGUUGUUGGGUUCAUAUAAAUAUUUAAAUCCUCAACUUGCCAAGUGGACAUUUCACCCAUUGAAAUCAAUGACCCUUUCAAAUACUAAAUUCAGGAUUGGGACUUUUGAUAAUGUUCUAAACAUUCACACAUACUAUCAUCACUAUUAUUAUUUACAUUAGCAGAAUGCAGAAAAUUCAUGAAAAGCACGUGCACCAAGUUGUGAAGUUUCUUUUCCUUUUACAUGUAACAGAGCAUGUUGUCAGUUUCAAAGCAUAUGGACAAAUGAAAGUACAAGUCCCAUCAUGAUUGGAGUUAAAAUUGUGGUAGAGUUCUGAGAGAUUCAACGUAGGAAGAUCUGAAUGGAAAAAAAAACAAUACCAGAGAUUGCUAACAUAGAACAUGCAGGUUUGAUCAAAUACCAGGGCUCAAACCUGUAAGUCAUGAAGAAAUACAGGCAGAUGAAGCUAAAUAACUGGCAUUCAGAAAGAAUUGAUUUACUAGGCGAAACACUGGAGAAACAAAAAAAAAUGUUACGAAGCCAUAGAAACAAAAUCAACAUCUGGUUAUCACAUCAGAUGUAAACCUGAGUAGAAGCACUUAGCAAUACUUGGAGUCCAAAGGAACCAUUGGGCUACCAGCAGGGUGUGAUGUUUGGACCAUGGCAGAGAAGAUUAUGUUGUCUUCUACUUUCCAGUCUAAAUGAUCUCAUUCCAGGGUUGCCCUAAUAACGUGCAAGCCUGGCUAUGUGCAAUGAUUAUUUAAAUAAUGCUUCUGGAUCUAUUUCAGUUGUUUUUCUCAGGGGAAUUUAUUCAACAAUUAGCCUAAUGCAUACUGCAUCUCCUAAUAAAACAUGCAUCAAACAGCUGCAUUCCCAAACAAAUCAUUGGCUUUCUCUCUUGCAUCUCACAACAAAGGAUAACAACUGUACACAUUUAAGGAUUCCUGGUUUAUUUAAUCCUAACAAACCUAAAAAUAGACAGAUAGCCAGUGUCCAUAUAAGAAUAAGUGUAAAGUAUUUUAUUAAGGCAGAACAGGAGUGAUGAACUAUUAACCAGAAUGAUAUGUGAAUAGAUCACAGUGCCAAGAAGAGAUAAUUUUAACAAAAGGCUGUAAAUGCAAAGAAUGAAUGAAUGAUAAUAGUACAUUAAAGAGGACUGACUCAAUGGACAUUUCUUGUUCAGAUUUCUUUUUAUGGGAAUUCUGAAUCUAGGAAUAAAAUUGUGCAUUAAUUCAAAUUUGAGAAACGAAGACAAAAAACUUUCACAGAGAGAUACAAAACAAGCUUUUGUCUGAAGCUAAAAUGUCCACAGGGGAACUAAUUUUCCUUUAAAAAGUUGUAAAAUUAUAAUAGCAUCCUAUUUUCUGUACAAUAAGAAUAACCCAGUGUCGGCACAAAUAGAAAUUAGCAUUAAACACUCUAAUGGAUGCUACUGCAGUCUACAAGAUUGGUGUAGCUACUCCCAAGCCUAAUUAUAACUUUUGGCAUCUAUGAAAUGUUAUGUUGUAAACUAUUCUAUUUGGAAAGCCUAGGGGAAAUGAUAGAGCAUAAACUGCUUAUAGAAGAUCCCAACUGAUAAUUCUAGCUGGAAGAAUAUGAUAGCUGGCUGAAAAAAAUAACUUCUUGAGGCCAGAAAACCAUGCCAGUUAAAGCUGACUAACCAAGACUAAAUGAUCCAAGGGACAAAGCCCUUUCUCCCAACCCUUCGUAGUGGUCUGGAUGACAAAUCAUCUGGCUGCUGAUGCCAUGCACAGUAUAUUCUUCUUAACCCCAAUUUAGGUGGAUUUAGCUUCACAGCUUCCAGUCAUUGACCUCUAAUUUUGUGAUGCAUUGUGCAUCACAAACUUUGGUUUACUAGGAUCUGAUGUUUCUCCUAUCCAUUGCUGCUGUUUUAGAAAUCAUAUUUGCCAGCUGCAUGGGUGCCUGUGGAGAGGUCAAUGAGGGGGAAAUGACAACUUGUACCAUGUCAUCAUACAAAUAAUAGAAUGUGUAUAUUUGUGUGAGUCAUGAUGUAAGUACCCAAUUGCAUCAUUUGCAUGAUGCAAGUAUCUAAUUGCAUCAUUUCCAUGAUGGUGCACUUAUCAUUUUGAUGUCAUUGGUUUGUUAUAGAUGCCUUCUGUGGUUGGUGAAUGUAAGAGACCAGAAUGCCCCUUUUCCUAAAUAUGUGCUAUGUCUUUUCCAAACUGCUUACAGUGAUGCUGACUAGGUUCUCACAUUAUGCUAACCCAUAAAAUGGUUUGAGGGUUUUGUUAUAGCACAUUAUAUGAACUCAGUAAUUGUUUUUUGUAAAGCAUAGGUUAUGGUUUAGCAAGAUGCAUGAACAUUAUCACUGUAGCUUAUUCAAGUAAUAUGGGAACCCUGCUUGUGUGUUUGCUUUAACGGUCAUUCUGAUGCAAGAUCUGUCAACACCGUACGUGAAUAGGACACCUAAAACAGCUAAUGAUCUUUUUGCACUUCUACUUUUUUGCUAUAUAGUAUUCUUUGUAUGUUGCAACAUACCCGUGAAAUUACUUGUUUUUGGGUGCAUAUAGUCCAGAGAGAUUAUUUGCCCUCUUCUGCUAAAGCUGUUCAAAUUAUGUGCAUCUGCUGUAUUUGGGCUCACCAUAUGAGCAAAGAAGCUAGUUUCUGGGGCAGAAUUUGCCUUCCUAAGAAUCUGACCAUUCAUUGAUUAAGUACUUUACUCAGUAAGAUUCCAUAGCUUCAAAGUUAUAACUUGAAAUUCAUUCUAUAUAUACUGUAUAUUCUCUGUCAUAUCAAAAUAUGUUUUCAUCUGUGCAUGUAUCAUUUAAUUUUAUUUUGUUAUAUAUUAUCAUAUGUUUUUAUUUCCUUAUGAGUUAAUAUUUUGUUUGUCCUAGGGCCUGGAAAUGCAAAUAUUCAUAAUUUGCAUAGUUUUCAGUCUAAGUUAAAUUAUAUUUACUUCGAUUUAAAUUACAGUCCUAAAGAGAGUUGUCAGUUUUAGUAUAACCAGUGGGACUUCUAUAGAGUGGCUUGACCAUUAGACUCCUGAGCCUAUAUGGAGCUCUAUAUUCAUAGGACUCUUAUUUCUCUUUUGUGAGCAAGGCAUUAAUAUUCACACAGUGAGGAACCUGUGCUGCCUUCCUCAGGCAAGAGAAAGGGAAAAUUCUGCACAUAAUUCUAGACCAUGGGUGCUUCAGUGUUUAUACAUAGAUCCUAUUUCCUCGCUCACUUGAAUAAAUGGCAGCGGCAUUGAGACAUCAUAUUCCAGUAAAUUGCAACUGCAAUUAUUAGUAAAGAACAUUGCAUGUAUACCAGGCUUUCUGCACUCCAGUGAGAUUACUAGAAUGAUUCCAAAAUUGAUGGAGUAUACCAGUUACCUAGGAAGUGUCAAACACAGCUGGCUGACCCAUUUAAUGGUGUAAAUGUUGAUCACUCAGGUCAGAAUUAUCCUAAUGAAUACUAUUUCUCUGGCUCAGCUGGUUUGAGCUCUCAAGGCGUAGACUUAGACCUCCACUUAAGCCAUUUAUUCCUGAGGAGUUUCAUUCAGAUGACUUUUCCACAGGAUCAUUACAAUGCAAUUCAUUAGAUGGCUACAGUUUGAGGAUUGUGUCCAUAAACAGAGUUUCUCUUGAACCCCUUCCAUAUAAACCAAUGAGAUUUACUUGGGAAUAAAUGUGUUUACAAUUGCAAGAAAAAAAUUUCAGUCUCAGGUUCUUGGUUAGUAACUGGCUGAUUCAAUGAGGACACAUGGUUAGUAACAGCACUCAAACCCAAUUGAUGGAGUCAACAUUUAUAUCCAUGUUAUUGUAUAUCUGCAAUGUAAAUGAUUACUAUUUUAAAUGAUGUGUGUUACAAUUUACUGAAGUGGAUCUCUCAGCUUGGAGCUGAGAUAAAAUGUAGUACGUAGUCUUAAAAGUGUUCCUAGUUGCAAGUGUAAGAGGCCUGUGCUCUUACAUUAUUGUUUGCCAUUUUUUUAAAAAAAAUGUUCAUUAUAGAUGCAUGAGCUGCUAAUCUAAUUAGAGAGACUAAAAGGUAGACAGGAAUUAAAAUAAGUGAUGUGAAUGAGCUGCAUAGUAUAAUAUUUGCAUUUUGCAACCUAAGCGACAAAGCUUGUUGGACAUGAUAUCUUUUAGAUCUCAUUUUUGGAUUGUUUUGAAAAGAAUAUAUGUGAACGUGAAAAGUUUAGAUAAAGUAAACUUUACAUGUAGAGCAGUACAGUGUAAAAGAUUGUGUGGGAAAUUAAAGUUAGAUUUAAUUAGCUUGAUUUAUUUUUUCUUUUUGUUUGUAGUUGUUAGGAAUGAGUGCAUGAUUUCUGCUAAGCUUUAGGUAUGAUAACUCUGUACAUAAUAAUAAAAAAGUGACAAUGAUUAAAUAAUUCUACAUUUUUUGAAUAGGGCUACCAAGAAACAACAAAAAAUGGCUUACUGCUGUGCUCCCAGACAUCAUCUAUUCAGCAAAAGACAUUUGAUCAAGGAUAGUCACUAUUAAUAUCUGUAGUUCCAGUUGCUGUUAGUCACAACAAAAAGGCCAGUAUA
Molecule: messenger RNA, 7843 nt
Organism: Candoia aspera
Lineage: Eukaryota; Metazoa; Chordata; Lepidosauria; Squamata; Candoiidae
Gene: CDK6
Product: cyclin dependent kinase 6
Exons: 9
Coding region: 356-1426 (356 amino acids)
Biological process (GO): regulation of G2/M transition of mitotic cell cycle; regulation of cell population proliferation; cell dedifferentiation
Cellular component (GO): nucleus; cyclin-dependent protein kinase holoenzyme complex; cytoplasm
Molecular function (GO): cyclin binding; ATP binding; cyclin-dependent protein serine/threonine kinase activity
Source: RefSeq, a predicted model, not a curated record